CAGAUCUACCCUUGGAUGAAAAGAGUGCAUUCCACCCAUGGUUCCAACGGAGUGGAUAGCAAGCGCACUCGAACCUCCUACACCAGACACCAGACCUUGGAACUCGAGAAAGAGUUUCAUUUCAAUCGCUACCUGACCAGACGCCGUCGCAUUGAGGUGGCCCACAUGCUGAACCUGACGGAGCGCCAGAUCAAAAUCUGGUUUCAGAACAGACGCAUGAAGUGGAAGAAGGACUACAAGAUCGCU
Helobdella robusta is the source of this 246-nucleotide messenger RNA. RefSeq lists its product as hypothetical. The transcript has 3 exons. Gene Ontology annotation, cellular component: nucleus. NCBI's taxonomy places the organism in Eukaryota, Metazoa, Annelida, Clitellata, Rhynchobdellida, Glossiphoniidae. The record is from RefSeq and is a predicted model, not a curated record. The annotation marks the transcript as partial. Gene Ontology annotation, biological process: regulation of transcription by RNA polymerase II; anterior/posterior pattern specification. Gene Ontology annotation, molecular function: DNA-binding transcription factor activity, RNA polymerase II-specific; RNA polymerase II cis-regulatory region sequence-specific DNA binding.